Saxophila tyrrhenica is the source of this 288-nucleotide messenger RNA. RefSeq lists its product as uncharacterized. Gene Ontology annotation, molecular function: protein-disulfide reductase activity. The transcript has 2 exons. NCBI's taxonomy places the organism in Eukaryota, Fungi, Ascomycota, Dothideomycetes, Mycosphaerellales, Extremaceae. Gene Ontology annotation, cellular component: cytosol. The record is from RefSeq and is a predicted model, not a curated record. The coding region runs from base 1 to 288 and encodes 95 amino acids.
AUGGCCGACGGCGUUGCCAUCCUCGAAGGCACCACAACCUGGUGUACGCAAUGUAAGGCCAUCAAACCGUUUGUCGAUCAGAUGGUGCAAAAGUACCCAGACGCCCGCUUCUACCAGUACGACACCGAGCAGGCGGAGGACAUCGCUCAGGAGCUGGGAGUCAACGUCAUGCCAUCUUUCCACAUCUUCAAGGACGGCGAUGUCAUGCAGAGUGUGACGGGAGCGAAAGGGGCGGCGCUGGAGAAGGCUAUCAAGGAGAAUUACGAUGGCAAGGUGGUGGACGCAUAG